AUGUUCGGUGGCGUUGAGCACGACCUUGAGAAAGCCCCCCAGGUAGAGAAGAGGCCUUUCGACAGUAGCAGCGAUGGUGCUGUGCCUGGGGAAACCUUUGUAUAUGGCGAUUCGUGGUACGCCAGGCUACAACGGCUGGCCGGAAAGCUCAACAUUGAGCAGCGAGGUAUAGAACGUGUACCAGCCGAUGAACGGACGGACACGUCAUAUUUUAACAUUGGCAGCAUGUGGCUGGCGGCCAACAUGGUGGUGAGCUCCUUCGCCAUUGGCGUCCUCGGAAAGUCGCUCUUUGAUCUCGGCUUCGUCGAUGCAAUUCUCACCUGCCUCUUUUUCAAUCUCUUGGGUGUCUUGACCGUUUGCUUCUUCUCAUGCUUCGGUGCUGCCUUCGGGUUACGGCAGAUGGUCCUUUCGAGGUUCUGGUUCGGCUGGGGGCCCACCAAGUUCAGUGCUGACAUCCUCGUUCCUUCAGUUGCUAUUCUGAAUGUGCUCGCUUGUGUGGGCUGGUCCGCUGCCAACGCCAUCGUCGGUGCUCAGCUCAUCAAUGCAGUGAAUGGCAACGUCCCCGGAUUCGCUGCCAUUCUUAUAAUUGCUAUUUGCACGUUUGUCAUCACAUUCGCUGGGUACAAGGUUGUGCAUGCCUAUGAAUACUGGAGUUGGAUCCCUACCUUCAUCGUGUUUAUGAUUGUCCUUGGUACCUUCGCCCACUCAGGAGACUUCAGGAACCUCCCAAUGGAAGUUGGCACAUCAGAAAUGGGCGGUGUCUUGUCCUUUGGUUCGACUGUGUACGGUUUCGCUACUGGAUGGACUAGCUACGCCGCCGAUUAUACUGUGUACCAGCCCGCUAAUCGGAGCCGUCGCAAGAUAUUUCUCUCCGCCUGGAUUGGCCUCAUCAUUCCGCUUUUGUUCUGUCAGAUGCUGGGAAUCGCGGUCAUGACCGCUACAGGAAUCGACGAUGGCAAUAACAAGUAUCAAAUGGGCUACGACGCCUCCGGAAACGGAGGCUUGUUGAAUGCUGUGCUUGAGCCUCUCGGCGGAUUCGGUAAAUUCUGCCUCGUCAUCCUAGCACUCUCCAUUAUCGCCAACAACUGUCCGAACAUCUAUUCGGUGGCCUUGACUCUUCAGGUUCUGAGCCGCUACUCCCAGCGUGUACCCCGAUUCGUCUGGGUUUUCCUCGGCUCCUGUGCCUCUGUGGCUAUUGCUAUUCCCGGAUACUCUCACUUCGAGACUGUGUUGGAAAAUUUCAUGAACUUCAUUGCGUACUGGCUGUCCAUUUAUUCCGGCAUUGCACUUACCGAUCAUUUCCUCUUCAAGCGUGGAUUUGGUGGAUAUCGGCCUGAGAUUUACGACAAGCGCGACAAGCUUCCUCUUGGAAUCGCUGCCUCCAUUGCCUUUGGAUUCGGCGUGGCUGGUAUGAUCACUGGUAUGAGCCAAUCAUGGUGGGUCGGACCCAUUGCUCUCCAUGCCGGUCAAGCUCCAUUCGGUGGCGACGUUGGUUUUGAGCUGGGAUUCGCUUUCUCGGCUGUGAUGUAUGCCGUCCUAAGGCCUAUUGAGAUAAAGUUUUUGGGUCGGUAA
This is a messenger RNA of Aspergillus fumigatus Af293, 1572 nucleotides long. The record is from RefSeq and is a predicted model, not a curated record. Lineage: Eukaryota; Fungi; Ascomycota; Eurotiomycetes; Eurotiales; Aspergillaceae.